This is a messenger RNA of Didymosphaeria variabile, 597 nucleotides long. RefSeq lists its product as uncharacterized. The transcript has a single exon. The coding region runs from base 1 to 597 and encodes 198 amino acids. The record is from RefSeq and is a predicted model, not a curated record. Lineage: Eukaryota; Fungi; Ascomycota; Dothideomycetes; Pleosporales; Didymosphaeriaceae.
AUGUCAUCGCCGACAAGCUCCUCAGGGUCGUCAGCACCCCCGAGCCCGUCGCCGUCGCAGAAACCCAAAAAAUCGCCACCAAAGCCACCAAAACCGACAUCCACAAUGCCAUCAGAAUUCACAGCCCAAACGCCACCGUCUGCACCAGAAUGGCUCAAACCCUGCCACGAUCCCACCACACCCUCCUUAGUCUCCGGAGCCAUCUCCCUCCCCAGCUACACCUACUCCACACCCUCUGUGUAUCCACCACCCGUGACUAACUCCUCCGUGCACAACCACCCCCUCUACCCAUAUUCGUACAAUCCCCCUUCGACCAUCCCCUCCCAGCCGCUCACCCGCAAACCCGUCCCAAGACGCCUCCCGACGAAGGCGGACUUCCUCAAGAACUGCGUCACGCUGGCGAAAGAGGGGGAUAGGUACAACGACGACAAGUGCGCGUUCUGCUGGACGGGGUACGAUGUCGCGCAUCCGGGUGUGAAGAUCGAGCCGUGCGGACACGUCUUCGGCGCGGCGUGUUUGGAGCAGAUUGUGGAAGGUGAGAAUCUGUGUCCGAAGUGUAGGGUUCCGCUUUUUGAAAGGGAGAGGACGAUGAGGUAG